AUGCUCGCUACCGAAUACUCGCCCAGCCCCGCCAAAAAGGCCCACCAGGUCUAUCAACUCGCCUCAGCCAAGCUCAACGGAGAAGCCUGUCGAAGAACACCUGACUUGGGCCGUCUGGUUGCUCACGCCACUAUUAUUGACAAUAUUCGUCGCUGGAGCCGAAGUACUGCCGGUUCGAUAGAUCAGGUUCUUGUAGAACCAGAGCCCGUUGAGGGCUCUGCCUCGGAGGAACGGAUUGGCGAAGGUUACGAUGUUGUUGGAGCCGCUGCUUUCGAAUUUGAAAAUAAUAUUGCAAAAGAAUGGUCUGGCCAUGCUCGCUCAACCGCAAUGGUUAGCGAAAUCUCCGCCCAUGAUGCCGAAGAGCAAAAGUUCAAUCCUAAAAAUCGCCCGGAACUAAAGAGACGGCUACCUCUACCACUAUCCUGGACCUCCACAUGCGAUAAUAAAAAUCAAGCCUGGAGUCAAGAUCGCCCAGUGAUAGUUAGAGAACGAGCGGUGGAAGGCGAAGCUAAAGGUUGGGCACGAUUUUAA
This is a messenger RNA of Exophiala bonariae, 531 nucleotides long. RefSeq lists its product as uncharacterized. Bases 1 to 531 code for a protein of 176 amino acids. Lineage: Eukaryota; Fungi; Ascomycota; Eurotiomycetes; Chaetothyriales; Herpotrichiellaceae. The record is from RefSeq and is a predicted model, not a curated record. The transcript has a single exon.